Solanum lycopersicum (tomato) is the source of this 1200-nucleotide messenger RNA. RefSeq lists its product as uncharacterized. NCBI's taxonomy places the organism in Eukaryota, Viridiplantae, Streptophyta, Magnoliopsida, Solanales, Solanaceae. The record is from RefSeq and is a predicted model, not a curated record.
CACUCUUAACACUUGAUAUUUUUUGCAUUUACCAUCACCAUAGAUAUUUUUGAUAAUGAAGUAACAAAAAUGUACAAACUUCCCUGUAAUUCUAUUAGCAAGUAACUAAAGGAAAACAGGGCAAAUGCAAAUGGCCAUAUCAGUGGCAACUCUAUUUUCACCAAAUCAUCAUCAACUUCUCUGUUUUCCUUCUUCAUCAACUCAAUAUCUCAAAACUCACCAUUUUCAUAACCAAAGGUUUAUUCCAAGAAUACCCUUUUCAUCUUUUAGAAAUAACAACCCUUUACCAGAAACUGAGUGUCCUGUUCCACUUGACCAGCAGCCUGUUAACGAAUUCAAAGCCCUUUCUGAUUCUUUCCCUUUUUCAUGGGCUUCUGGUGACUUGGUUGAGUACUGUUCCCGUUUAUUUGCUACUGGACUUGCUUUUGCCCUCUUUGUGGGUCUUCCUGUUAACUUAUUCGGGUCGGCUGGACCCAUACCCGAACCCCUUAAACCGUUCUUGGGUGCUGUUUCUGGUGGCCUUAUUGUUGUCACUUUGGCUGUUGUGAGGAUGUAUCUUGGUUGGGCUUAUGUUGGUAACAGAUUGCUUAGUGCCACUGUUGAAUAUGAAGAAACAGGAUGGUAUGAUGGCCAGAUAUGGGUGAAGACUCCUGAAGUUUUGGCACGGGACCGCCUUUUGGGUUCUUUUUCUGUGAAGCCUGUCCUGAGUAGAUUAAAGAACACCUUGGUGGUUCUUGCAACAUCUUUGCUUGUGUGUGUAGUUGUUUUUGUCAAUAUUGAGAAUGGCCAAAAGGAUAGUUAUAUACCAUCAGAAGAAGCUGGUGGUAGAUCUGUACCAGGAGUCUACGAUGAUGAGUCUGCAAGAUCAUUUGAACCAGAUGCAUUUUGUGGUGGUGAACCUGCUGACCCUUAGUUCCUAAUAACCAACUGCUAGGCAUUCUUCAUGUACUUGUGUAUAUGGUACCAUGCAACCUUAUGUGUGUACAGUAAUAGGGUUAAUGUAUAUUCUUCCUUUCUCCAUUCUCCUAUAGUUAAUAUUCAUGCUAUUUUUCUUUUAAGGCGUGUUCGUACGAAAGAAAUAUUUUAUGAAAACUUGUUUUCUUGUUUAAACUAUUCUCUAAAAUGUUUGGUUACCUUGGAAGUGUUGACAAUAAACUUUCUGAAAGAAGGGAAAUGAUUCCCUUCGUUUGUAGAAAUUCA